This is a messenger RNA of Exophiala bonariae, 1950 nucleotides long. RefSeq lists its product as uncharacterized. The coding region runs from base 1 to 1950 and encodes 649 amino acids. Gene Ontology annotation, biological process: proteolysis. The record is from RefSeq and is a predicted model, not a curated record. Gene Ontology annotation, cellular component: fungal-type vacuole. Gene Ontology annotation, molecular function: serine-type carboxypeptidase activity. NCBI's taxonomy places the organism in Eukaryota, Fungi, Ascomycota, Eurotiomycetes, Chaetothyriales, Herpotrichiellaceae. The transcript is spliced from 4 exons.
AUGAAGUUUUUGAAAGUCUCAGUUCUGUACCUAUUCAACGUCGUUGUCAGCGCACAAUUUCCAGUUCCGCCAAGCGACUUGGAAGUCAUUGGUUCAAGUCUCAAUGAUGGUGUGAAAAUAUCUUACAAACAGAUUAGCCUUUGCGAGACCACAGAAGGUGUAAAAUCAUUCUCUGGCUACGUACACCUUCCUCGCGAAGCUCUUGCGGACCUGAGCUUCGACUAUGACAUCAAUACAUUUUUUCUUUAUUUUGGAGCUCGCAAUGACCCCGAUAAUGCGCCACUAGUCAUCUACUUCGCAGGUGGACCAGGUGAGAGCUCAUCCUACUCAGCUCUUGAUAGCGAGGGUGGGCCAUGCUAUGUGAACUUUGAUGGGAGCGGCACAUCUCUCAAUCCAUGGUCCUUCAACAAUCACGCCAACGUGCUGUAUAUCGACCAACCAGUGGGUGCUGGCUUCUCCUACACCAGUCUGGUUAAUGCCACGUAUAACAUCACCUCGAACGAAAUCGUACCUCUGACCGAGUAUAAUGGACGCAUACCAGAAAGCAAUCUUAUACUGGGCCAGGGGACCUACACAGAUCCAACGAUUUUCGCCACCACCAACACAUCUGUUUCCUCUGCGAAAGCAGUGUGGCAUUUUGCCGAACACUGGCUUACUCAAUUUCCAGAAUACAAGUCAAGCAAUAAGAAGAUUGGCUUUUGGGGGAAUUCUGCAGGAGGCUUCUGGGCACCCGCCACUGCCGCCUUAUUUGACAAGCAAAUCAAAGCAUCAGCUCCCGAGUCCCCAAUUAGGUUAUGGAGCGUAGAUCAUGUAGGCAUCACCAAUGGGGUCAUUGAUUGGGAGCAUGACCUUCCAUAUUGGCCCUCCUUCAUUUACAACAACACGUACGAGCCAUUAAUCAGCGAAGAUGUUUAUCUCUCAGCUUCACAGAACUUCACCAAACAUGACGGUUGCCAUGAUCUCAUCCGCCAAUGCCGGGCCUUCGCCCAGGAGGGAGAUCCAGAUGCCAGAGGAACCAAUGAGACAGUGAACUCUCUCUGCCGAAAUGCCACAACCCUAUGUUGGGAAGAAGUAGGUUCCACGAUCCUGGGAGCAGAAAGGUCCGUGUUCGAUAUCGCAGUAAGCACGAGUGCCACUAGUGGCGCUGAUCCAUGUCCUUACUAUCUGCCUGUUUACAACUAUUUGAACCAAAGGUCGAUUCAGGAGGCGCUUGGGGUACCAGUGAACUUUACCUACAUCUCGCAGGCCGUCCUCCAAGCCUACACUCUCGACUUGGGUUCCGGACCCCCGGCAGGUACAGGGGAUGGUUUUCGCACGAACAAGAGUAAUAUCGAAUAUCUCCUGCAAAAUGACAUCAAGGUCGCUCUCAUCAACGGCGACAGGGAUUCUCGAGCCCCCUGGACUGCUGCUGAGGACUAUGCCAUCAAUGCCAACUAUUCCGGUCACGACGGGUUCAGCCAAAGCGGGUACCAAUAUAUCACCACCAAUCAUACUUAUCAGGGCGGAGCUGUGAGACAAUACGGGCACUUUAGCUUCUCUCGAAUCUUCCAGUCCGGCCAUUUCGUGAAUGCAUACCAGCCAGAGACCGUGUAUCGCAUUUUCGAACGUAUCAGGCUCAACAUGGACAUCGCGACGGGUAACCGAGACGUGACCACUGAUUACUCGACUCAUGGGCCAUCCAGCACUUUGGGCAUGUUCAACGGUUCUUUGCCCAAGGCCCCAGGAACGUGCAUGGUACUUGGUGCUUUCCAAGAGGCUUCCCCAUGGACUGAGAUAUAUGCAUUAGCAAGCGGGCAGAGUGCAGCAGACAAUGGAUCCCAAGGACACUCAGGAAAUACCCCUCAGAGUACUAACAACACUUCAUCCAUUUCCGCCAAUGUGCAGCCAGCGGGCAUCCUUGCAUUCGGGAUCUCGAUAUUUGUCGUUAUGGGGGUCACAUAUGGCGGAUGA